This is a messenger RNA of Staurois parvus, 998 nucleotides long. Lineage: Eukaryota; Metazoa; Chordata; Amphibia; Anura; Ranidae. The record is from the annotation of a GenBank genome assembly.
AUGUCUUCCAUCUUGCGGCCAUUCACCGUCACCGAGGGGCCCUGCGAGCUCUCGCGGACUGGGGGACAUGGAGGCAGGCGGGCGGUGGGCAGAUCUCUGGCUGCUGCGGCUCCAGGAGGAGGGAAGGGGAAGAUCACACAUCCUGGGAAGGCGAUCCUGGCUGGUGGAAUUGCAGGGGGUAUUGAAAUCUGCAUCACAUUCCCUACAGAGUACGUCAAGACUCAGCUUCAGUUAGAUGAGAAAGCCAAUCCACCCCGGUAUAGUAGAGGAAUCGGGCACUGUGUCAAGCUUACUGUACAGGAUCAUGGAAUCCGAGGCUUAUAUCGAGGGCUUAGCUCACUGCUGUAUGGAUCCAUUCCCAAGUCUGCAGUAAGGUUCGGUACAUUUGAGUUCCUGAGUAGUUUUGCAAGAAGUGCUUCAGGAAAAUUGGAUGGAAAAUCCAGCUUCAUGUGUGGGUUAGGGCAGGUGUUGCAGAGGCUAUCCUGAUCGUCUGUCCAAUGGAAACUAUCAAGGUAAAAUUCAUCCAUGACCAAGCCUCAAAUGCGCCUAGGUAUCGUGGGUUCUACCAUGGAGUACGGGAGAUCAUUCGAGAGCAAGGAUUACGUGGUACCUAUCAAGGGCUGACCCCAACCAUUCUAAAGCAAGGAUCCAACCAGGCAAUCAGGUUCUUUGUUAUGACCUCGCUACGUAAUUGGUAUUUAGGAGAUGAUCCUAACAAAACCAUUCAUCCCAUUAUCACUGGGUCCUUUGGGGCCAUUGCUGGGGCUGCCAGCGUUUUUGGAAAUACACCUUUAGAUGUUAUCAAGACCAGAAUGCAGGGCUUAGAAGCUCAUAAAUAUAAGAACACGCUUGACUGUGCAAGCCAAAUCCUACGUAAAGAGGGGCCUUUAGCGUUCUACAAGGGGACCAUCCCUCGCUUGGGCAGAGUGUGCCUGGAUGUUGCUAUUGUGUUUGUUAUUUAUGAAGAAGUAGUUAAAGUCCUGAACAGAGUCUGGAAA